Molecule: messenger RNA, 1611 nt
Organism: Vitrella brassicaformis
Lineage: Eukaryota; Vitrellaceae
Source: the annotation of a GenBank genome assembly
CAGUAGUGCAUCCAGAUCAUCCGAGAAAGACAUCCGUCAUCCAAUCAGGCUCCCCUCUUCUCGCUACCCGCUUACUGCCGUUUGUGGCGCGGGAAGAAAAUCCUUUGCAUUUGGUGUUUCACCUGUGGCUCGUCGUCUCCUUGCGCUUGUGUCCAGUCAGUCAUACGUAUAGAUAUAUACAUCGACUUAAAUAUACGCUGUCUGCCUGUCGAUCACAUUUUUAGUUCUCUUUUUUAAUUCUCUUCGAAGUCAAGCGCCAUUCUAAGUGCCCCACAAGCGUGUGGUAGACGACCUUUCUGACCCGCGCCUUGUCGAACUUGACACGCAGACCUGGUUGGUGGAAGAGAAAACAACACGUGCUUCUGUCCAGACUUUUCUGUCUGUGUGCCCGCGUGUCGAACACUCGUCCAUCAGCUGCUUGUCUGACAGACAGACAGACAGACGAACAGGCAUCCUGCCUGUCUCUUUGCCGUGUAUGUUUGUGUGUUGGUGAUGCGCACGUACAGCCUUUGAGACACUCAGGCCUGUCUUCCUGCAGCCCUUGGAGGACCUUCUUGGCCUGCUGCAGUUCGGGGUCAUCCAAACUGCACACACACACACACACACACACACACAUCCGCCACUCACGUCAGUCACGUUGAUGAAAGAUACUGACUGCAGUUGCUCCAGCUUAGCCUCGAGGUCGCGCUCUGCCCAAUCAAUCCCGUCUAGAGCUUUCUCCGUCGCGUUCACCAUGCACUGAAGCGCGUAUGUCAUGGGCUCAACCGUCACCUCCUUCUCUCCCUGGUUGAUUGAUUGGUGACAAACGAGGAUUGGCUUUCAAGCCAGCGAACCUAUCGCGUGCAGCGCUCGCAAGCCUACGGUAGUCGAUGGUGAUUUGAGCCAUUCCAGACUCUCAUGAAAAGCUAAGUUCUGUGACACACACGCACGCACACACACACACACACACACACACACAGACACCAGAGUCCGUGAUAGGCGCUCGCUCACCAGGAUCCAUUCGGCCCUGGCACUCACAACCGUCUAACCACACACACAUAUGCACACAGGUGGGUAAGGUGGGGUGUGAUGUGCCUGCCUGCCUUGCCUGCUUACACUUGCGUGAAGGGCACUUUCAGCCUUCGUCUUGUGCACGCGUCGCAUCCUGAUCAGCAAGCGAUCCACAUGGAGGUGUGGACGGGCCCGAGCUGUGGUGAACCGCGGUGGCGUGACGAAUGGUGUGCUCGUGCCGGUGGCUUCAGACAGUGCUGCUGCAGUUGGCAAAGGGAGUGUCAUGACGACCUGAUGCGCAGGCAGAUCCAGGACGAUAGCCAGCACCGCAAUGGCCCAAAGCCACUGCAGCCAGUUCACCACACACACACGCAAGACAGUCGCGACGUGAUACCCUAAGGGUGAGCAUGCAUCUGUGUGUCCAUACCUGUUGCCCAUGGUGUGAUCUAUCCAUCAUGGGCGUGACACACACAGCCCUCCGCGUGUCACGGAAGAAACCACGCGCCUCUUGCCGCACCCUGCAGGACACACACCGAAAGAAAGACGACGGGACUCAUAGAUUUCCGUUGAAAGCAAGUCAUCCAGUCCGUCUUGCCUACCUGAGCUGCGCUGGUGAGCUUC